Molecule: messenger RNA, 597 nt
Organism: Alternaria triticimaculans
Lineage: Eukaryota; Fungi; Ascomycota; Dothideomycetes; Pleosporales; Pleosporaceae
Exons: 2
Coding region: 1-597 (198 amino acids)
Source: RefSeq, a predicted model, not a curated record
AUGCCCCCGCCCAAUCCCCCACCCAACGACACGUCCAUAUUCGGCACAUACCUCCCACUCUCAGCGCGCCACGGCGUCCAAGCAGCCCGUUUUCCGCCGCACGACUCCGGCCCCAUGUUCAACCCCCACACCCGGAUCAACGAAGCAAUCGAUUCACUAUGCGCAUUCCGCCACUCCAUGUCCGAGCUCGAGACCCAGCACCGCAGCGCUCUCGAAGCCAAAGACGCUGAAAUGGCAUCCCUUCAGCAGCGCUUCACACGACUAAACACACUACAUCGUACUACCAAAGCUCGAAUCGACGAAAAGGUCCUGCAGCAAGGCAAACUGCAGAACGACAUGAAGAUAUUGAAGCGGGAACUUGCCGCCGAGAAGGCGAAGAAGGGUGUUGUUGACCAGGAUAUGGAGAAGCGGGUCAUGGAGGUGAGACAGCAGAACGCUUUGUUGACUGCUAAGGUGUUGGGGCUCGAGAAGGAACUUGCGGAUGAGAGGGCGAGGGGGAAGGAGAAUAGGGAUGCGAAGAAGGAGUUGGAGGUUAUGAAGACGAAGUUGGCGGAUAUGGUGAGUGGUAAGGAGGUUAAGGUUGAGGUUGUUGAGUAG